Molecule: messenger RNA, 1711 nt
Organism: Fragaria vesca subsp. vesca
Lineage: Eukaryota; Viridiplantae; Streptophyta; Magnoliopsida; Rosales; Rosaceae
Exons: 2
Coding region: 791-1633 (280 amino acids)
Source: RefSeq, a predicted model, not a curated record
GUGUCAUCUUCUCUAAUUCUCUCACUUGGCUCUGAACUUCCUUUGGGCACUGGGCUUCUCAAUCAGUCAAUCCUCUUCUCCGAAUUCUAUUUGUUCGCCCUCGCCUCCGAUCUCGAUCGAUAGGAGCGCCAGAACGGGCACCGCUCUGUCCACGCCGGUGCUCCCCCCGCCGCCGACGAUUUUUUUGUCUGAGGACUAUUUUAGUAUCCAGGCCCCUCAAUUUCAUUUUCGUCUUUCUUCUGGUAUUUUUCAUUUUGCAUGAUGAAUCUAUGAUCUCAAUCUGGAUAUUUGGGUGCAUUUUUAUAGAAUGAACUUGGCAAACGUUGGAGAAAGAUGUUAGCUUUGAGUGUUAUUUUCUCUUUGGUUUACUUAAAUUAUUAAACUUAAAACAAAUUAAACCUGGUAAUAUUGCAAUAGAUUUCAAAUUCUUUGAGAUUAUAUUCAGCACAUAGGUCUCUGUGGUCUAAGACUGUUUGAUAGUUCAGUGAGGACUAGUUCUGCUGUUGGGUCACUGGUUUAUGUUUAUUCAUUGGUAGUUUUGAAAUUGAGUAACUGAAACUUUGGUUAUCACUUGAAGUAUUGACAAUGCGUUUCAUCGAUUGCCUUUUCUUGUAUACAGGAGGUCUAUUAUGAAAGAUAUGUGCAGGAGGUUGUGAUAAUAAGUCGAAUGAAUUUGCUUUGGAAUUUAUAUCACACUUCGGAUUCCUUAUUCGUUAUCAAGAAAUAAGCUGCUGAACUUGCUCAUUUCGUACCAUAUACAUCUGAAGAGGAAUUUCAGUACUUCUCUGCGAUGAAUUCUGUUUUCUCAUCCCAGUCUCUUUUCUUUGCAUUCCCUAGCUUCCAGUUUCUUGUACCUUGUCCUCCAAAGCAACUUCAAUGCAUUGUAACCAACCGUGUGUGUCAUCGUAACACCUAUGUUUCUCCUCUAUCUCUUUCGUUUCCGCUUCAUUCACAUUAUUCUCUGCGUACUAGCUCAUCACUUGUUGGUGCUACAGUUCCAUCAGAUGAAGGAGUAGUUACUGAAGGGGUAGUGUCUGUAAUCAACUUCGAAGAUGUUGCUGAGAAAGAUUGGUCAUUUCUUGAUUCAGAUGAUUUCAGUUCUGAACAAGAUAAACUAAAGGUUGAACGCAUUAUAUCCGCAGGAGAGAUUCAAGAAACUUCUAGGGUUAUGGUUUCAGUUGGUUCUGAAGCGUUUGUGGAUCAAUUGGUUGAAUCAUCGCCAUGCAGUAUGUUGCUUGUUGUACAUGAUUCACUUUUUGUGCUGGCUGGCAUUAAAGAAAAAUAUGACAAGGUUAAGUGUUGGCAAGGAGAAUUGAUAUAUGUACCUGAUAAGUGGGCUCCUUUAGAUGUUGUGUUUCUCUAUUUCCUUCCAGCAGUGCCUUUUAACCAUGGACAGGUGUUUGGAGCAGUUGCUAAAUGUUUUUCUCCAGGUGCAAGACUGGUUAUCAGCCAUCCCCAAGGAAGAGAAGUUUUUGAGAAACAACGGCAACAAUAUCCAGAUGUUAUAACUUCGGAAUUGCCUGAGAAGAGAACUCUAAAGGAAGUUGCAGCAGAACAUUUUUUUGAAUUAACUGACUAUGUUGAUGAGCAGGGCCUCUAUCUUGCUGUAUUGACGUUUGUGGGGGCAAGUUGAUGGUGGAUGUAAACAUCACAAUUUCAUGAGCAAAAUCAGUGAAUUUAACUCAAAAAUGGAUUCAUAUAUAUUUGUUUC